Messenger RNA from Bufo gargarizans (Asiatic toad), 3452 nucleotides. It is a transcript of the gene PDE7A, whose product is annotated as phosphodiesterase 7A. Gene Ontology annotation, molecular function: 3',5'-cyclic-AMP phosphodiesterase activity. The transcript is spliced from 14 exons. NCBI's taxonomy places the organism in Eukaryota, Metazoa, Chordata, Amphibia, Anura, Bufonidae. The record is from RefSeq and is a predicted model, not a curated record. Bases 36 to 1481 code for a protein of 481 amino acids.
CCCCCCCCCCCCCCCCCCCCUGAGGCAUUUGUUCAAUGGAAGUAUGUUACCAGCUGCCGGUGCUGCCCCUGGACAGGCCGGUGCCCCAGCAUGUCCUGAGCCGCCGCGGUGCCAUCAGCUUCAGCUCCAGCUCUGCCCUGUUCGGAUGUCCUAACCCCCGGCAGCUCUCUCAGAGACGUGGGGCUAUUUCGUAUGACAGCUCUGACCAAACCGCUUUGUACAUUCGUAUGCUAGGCUCAUGUGUAAUUUUCAAACAGCUGAGUGCAAGAGAUGUCAGAGUAAGAAGCAGAGCUGGGUUUGAAUCAGAAAGACGAGGCUCUCAUCCUUACAUUGAUUUUCGUAUUUUGCACUCACAUUCAGAAAUUGAAAUCUCCUUGUCUGCAAGAAACAUCCGGAGGCUGUUAAGUUUUCAACGGUACCUAAGGUCUUCCCGAUUUUUCCGGGGUGUCGCUGCACAGAAUUCAUUGUACAUCUUGGAUGAUGAUUACAAUGGACAAGCCAAGUGUAUGCUGGAAAAAGUUGGGAACUGGAACUUUGAUAUAUUUCUUUUUGAUAGAUUGACGAAUGGAAACAGUCUGGUUACCCUCACCUUUCACCUCUUGAGUCAUAAUGGUCUAAUAGAUCACUUCCACUUGGAUAUGGUGAAACUGCGUAGGUUUUUAGUUAUGGUUCAAGAAGACUACCACAAUCAGAACCCAUAUCACAAUGCAGUGCACGCUGCUGAUGUGACUCAGGCCAUGUACUGUUAUUUAAAAGAACCCAAGCUUGCCAAGUCUCUCACUCCAUGGGAUGUCCUGUUGGGUUUACUCGCAGCUGCAACACAUGAUCUGGACCAUCCCGGUGUGAAUCAGUCUUUUUUAAUAAAAACAAACCACUACUUAGCAACUUUAUACAAGAAUACCUCAGUAUUAGAAAACCACCACUGGAGGUCGGCAGUGGGCUUAUUGCGAGAGUCUGGUUUGUUUGCACACAUGACUUUGGAGGAAAGGCUACACAUGGAAAGCCAGUUAGGAUCUAUUAUUCUUGCUACAGACAUCAGUCGACAAAAUGAAUACCUGUCGCAGUUCAGAACCCACCUGGACCGGGGCGACUUAUGUCUGGAAAAUGCUGGGCAUCGCCAUUUUAUUCUGCAGAUGGCUUUAAAGUGUGCAGACAUCUGUAACCCGUGCCGAACUUGGGAGCUCAGCAAGCAAUGGAGUGAGAAAGUGACAGAAGAAUUCUUCUACCAAGGGGAUGUGGAGAGGAAAUGUAAUCUGGAGAUCAGUCCUCUGUGCGAUCGGAACACCUCAAACAUCUCCAACAUCCAGAUUGGGUUCAUCACCUACCUGGUGGAGCCGUUGUUUGUGGAGUGGGCCCGAUUCAGCAACACAAGGCUGUCGCAGACCAUGCUGGGCCACGUGGGACUGAAUAAAGCCAGCUGGAAGGGAAUGCUGCAGGAGCGGUCCAGUAGUGAAGAGGCCGACCCUGCCUUUGAUGACUGACCUAUAUAUGUAUUUUUUAUUUUUUUUUAACCUCAGGAAGACUGCACACCAUGAACCUAGAGUAUGCAUCACAACGGCUCUUUAGUGGUAUUUUUAGCAAGUGAUCAGAAAAGGGUCUUGGUGCCAGAAUUUCUCCUGAUUGCCAAGGUUACGUUAAAAAAAAUAAAAAUAACUAAUGCCAGCAUUAUUUCUCUCCAAUUCUCCUUUUAACUUGCUCCAUAUUUUUUUUGCAAUUAUAUAUAUAUUUUUUUUUUUUCAUUUUUUUUAUACCCAGCCUGAACAUAGAGCAAUAUGCACAUACCUCAGUUGGUUUUGUUCUUUUCAAUGAAAGCUUGAAUAUGCAAAGCACAGCAACGACUGACCGAAAACUGCAGGAAGCUUUUCAUGUGCCACAGGUUUGGUGUUUUUAUUUUAGAUUAUUUUUUUUUUUUUAUUUGUCAAAGGAAACUUCUCCGUCUCAAAAUUUAUUCUAAUUGGAAGAUAUUUUUUCCAGCUACUGGUGGGAAUUUGCCAGAUUAAAGGACUUUGUGUUGACUUUUUGGAAAUGUGAAGUGCCCGCACUGCUCUGCUGCCUCGGCAAGAAAUGCUGUUUACAAAUCCACUGAAUAUACUGACUGACACUUGCCUUUAAGCAUGGUUGUGAAGGAGCCACUAACUGGAUCUUUUUUAUUUAUCUUUAUUUUUUUUGUAUGGUUAUUUAAGAAGAACAAAUGUUGACUGCAAUCCUUCCUCUCCCUCACACCGCCACUUAACUUCGUUUGGGAACUUUCCACGUUUUGCAAUAUUUUCAGUAGCAUACAGCCAAGACUCCAACUCCUUAAUGGCUGGAAGAUUUGGCAGCAUUUUUUUAUUUAUUUUUUAAGGCGGAAUGCAAGGACACUGUCCCGAUUGUUCUGCUAAGCUAUAGUGAAAUGCUUUGCAUGCUGUUUUUUUUUUUUUUUUUUUUUAAUUACCAUUUUCCACUACUGAACACUUGAACUGCACGGAAAAAGGUGGAAUUAAUGUAAACACCAUAUUCAGCUCAGGGUAUUUGCCAGUCUGAAAUAAAAGAGGGAAGGGAUUUUUUUUUAUUUUAUUUUUUGGUUCGGACAAGGGUACAAAUGCCUUUUUUUGCUGCAGUGUGCGUGUGAGUGACUGGAAUGAACCGCGUGUGAGUGUGUGCAUGCGAUUGGUUACAGGACUAUACCAUGGGUUUGGAAAGCCGCACACCAAACCUUUUUGCUGGACGACAAAUUUCCUGACCUUUAAGGCUAGGUCUACACAACGACAUUUGUCGCACGACACAUUUUAUAAUGGUAGUCUAUGUUUUUUUUUUUUUUCUGCGACUGUCGCGUUGCAGUGCAAAACCAUAAACUACCAUUAUAAAAAAAUGUUGCGCGACACAUGUCGUCAUGUAGACCUAGCCUAACAGUCCUGUACAGAUAGUGGGAGUUGUAGGUCAGCAAAAGCAAAGAUGUGCCCAGCUCACCAGUCCAUCUACUUGUCACAGAUAAAGGAUGAGUGAAAUGUAAUGAAUUGCUAAAAUGCCUUAAUCUAUGCACAAAGCUAAGUGACCAAACGUGUCGUGUUUUUAGUUUUAUUUUUUCUUUAUUUCCCCUCUGGGUUUUGUUUAUUUUGUGAACUAGUUUUGUGGGAUUUAGUUGUACAAGUUGUUUUUAGGACCAGUUGCAGGACUAAUUUUAAACUUUAAACAUUCCAUUAUUUUGUAAUUUGUUUUAAGUAUAGUGAGCACAACUGUUAUCUAGAGAAAAAAAAGAAAAAAAGAAAAAAAUCUGGUGCUUUUUUAGCUGAUUUGUAUUUUCCUUGGUAUUGCUGUUAAAGACUGUUUUAUCAUCUGUUUACAGUUUGUUGCAACAGACAUUUUUUGGGAGACGGCUUAAGCGUAAAGCCAUUUGUACUCGGCUUUGCCAUACUCAUUUUAAUACGUGCCUGUUGCUGUUCAGUUUUGAUGAAUAAAAAUUUUAAAAAGAA